AUGGCUGAAGCCGAGAUAAUCACGUAUAGAGGAAAUUGUCAUUGCGGGGACAUUGUAUUCGAGAUAAAGGCGCCCGAAAUCAAGAAAGCAGACAACUGCGAAUGCAGCAUCUGCGUGAGACAGGGCUAUCUUUGGCUCAUGCCAGGGAUUAGCAAUGUGAACAUUGUCAAGGGCAGCUUAGAGCAGCUGACGACGUAUACUUUCGGCGAAAAGAAAAUGAAGCAUUUGUUCUGCCCCAAGUGUGCUACUGCUGUGGCAGGUUCUUGGUGGAAGGAUGAGGAGGCAGACCCACAGCAUUCUCUGAAACCAAGCUAUGUCAACGCAAAUACUAUUCAGGGCCUUAACUGCUGGGAUUUAAAGAAAAUCCCAUAUGAUGGUGCUUCCAAGGGGGAGCCCUAUCAGCCCCCAGCUCAUAAAGGAGAGCUUCCAAAGGCCGAGGAAGGGGAGCUGGUGUACACAGGCAGUUGCCAUUGUGGAGCGGUGACCGUAGCCACGACGAGCAAACCAAUUGACGAGACUCACGAAAGGGUCAUCGAAUGCAACUGUACCGUCUGUUCGCGUAUUGGCUCUCUCUGGGUAUACUCUCCCACCACGUCUGUUGUCCUAUCCGGAGACGAAGCCAACAUUGGAAAAUACGAAUUCAACACGGGCAUGCUUUACAAGACGUUUUGCAAGAUUUGCGGCGUCGGCAUGACGAACAGCCCCAACGAACUUACUGAAGAUCAGAUUGCUGCGUUGCCAGAAGUCAUGCGGGGGCAUUAUGAAAAUCAACGAUUGCGCACGGGUGUGAACGCACGGGUGCUGCAUGGAGUGGAUGUGAGCAAGUUGAACACCGUCAAGAUAGAUGGAUUGAAUAAGAUUCCUGGGAAUUAUGUGAAUCCCUAA
This is a messenger RNA of Trichoderma asperellum CBS 433.97, 885 nucleotides long. RefSeq lists its product as uncharacterized. The record is from RefSeq and is a predicted model, not a curated record. Gene Ontology annotation, molecular function: carbon-sulfur lyase activity. Lineage: Eukaryota; Fungi; Ascomycota; Sordariomycetes; Hypocreales; Hypocreaceae.